AUGGCGUCAUUGAGUGAGGAUCUGCUCGUGACUGUCAACAAACUACAAGAUCUUGUUUUCAAUACGAUUGGCAACGAUUCUCUCGAUUUACCUCAAAUUGUUGUGGUAGGCUCCCAAUCAUCUGGUAAAUCGUCUGUGCUCGAGAACAUUGUCGGAAGAGACUUCUUGCCGAGAGGGAGUGGUAUUGUUACUAGACGGCCUUUGAUCCUUCAACUCAUAAAUAUCCCUAGCGAGCGCCAUGACAAACCCGACAGCGAUGAAAUCCACGUGCCUCACACAGCUGCUAGUGUGGCUGGACAGCAUGAGUGGGGAGAGUUUCAUCAUAUUCCUGGUCGAAAGUUUGAAGACUUCGCUCUCGUGAAGCAAGAAAUCGAAGCCGAGACAGCGCGGAUAGCUGGAAGCAACAAAGGCAUCAACAGACAGCCGAUUAACCUGAAAAUAUUCUCGCCUCAUGUGCUCAAUCUUACUAUGGUUGACCUGCCGGGACUAACGAAGGUUCCUAUCGGGGAUCAGCCGUCAGAUAUCGAGAAGCAGACCCGAGCCUUAAUAUUGGAAUACAUCGCAAAGCCAAACAGUAUAAUUCUAGCGGUUUCCCCGGCCAAUGUUGACCUUGUGAACUCCGAAGCGCUCAAACUUGCCCGCCAGGUGGACCCCAUGGGCCGGAGAACCAUCGGGGUAUUGACGAAGUUGGACUUGAUGGACCAUGGCACCAACGCUAUGGAUAUCUUGUCUGGCCGUGUCUACCCUUUGAAACUUGGGUUCAUCGGAGUCGUCAAUCGAUCACAGCAAGAUAUUCAAUCCGGGAAGUCGCUGUCCGAUGCGUUGCAAGCUGAGGUAGAAUUCUUCCGACAUCACCCUGCUUACCGGAAUAUGGCCAAUCGGUGUGGGACACAGUACCUCGCGAAAACACUGAACACCACUUUGAUGGCUCACAUUCGUGAUCGCUUGCCUGACAUUAAAGCGCGUUUGAAUACUCUCAUGGGACAAACACAGCAGGAACUCGCCAGCUACGGUAAUAAACAAUUCAGCGGAAAGGAGCAUCGUGGGUCCCUGAUACUACAAUUGAUGACUCGUUUCGCCUCAUCCUUCAUAUCUUCAAUUGACGGGACUUCCUCUGAGAUUUCUACGAAGGAACUUUGCGGAGGGGCCAGAAUCUACUACAUCUUUAAUUCGGUAUUUGGCAAUUCACUUGAAACGAUCGACCCAAUCCACAAUCUAUCCGUGCCCGAUAUCAGAACCGCAAUCCGAAAUUCAACUGGACCUAGACCCAGUUUGUUUGUCCCAGAGCUUGCGUUCGAUUUGCUCGUGAAGCCCCAAAUCAAAAUGCUGGAAGCCCCUAGUCAGCGGUGUGUGGAGCUUGUCUACGAGGAGCUCAUCAAGAUUUGUCAUACCUGUGGCUCACAGGAACUUCUACGAUUCCCUCGCCUUCAAGGAAAACUCAUCGAAGUUGUUUCUGAUCUUCUCCGUGAACGCCUAGGGCCCUGCUCAGCAUACGUGGAAUCUCUGAUAUCCAUUCAAAGGGCCUACAUCAACACGAACCAUCCGAACUUUCUUGGAGCCGCAGCAGCGAUGUCUUCCAUAAUCCAAAACAAACAGGAAGAGGAACGUAGGGCUGCAUUGGCCGAGGAUAGAAAGAAAAGGGAGAAACGGCGGUUGAAGGAACUAGGAGGUCUUAAUGGCGGUUCAUCCGCAUCGCCGGAGGAUGAAGAGCAGCAACAGGUUGAUGGGAAAAUGCAAAGUGUCCCAUCCAAAAACCAGUCCUCAAGAGGGACAAGAAGCCAAUCUCCUCAUCUGAACAAGCCACAUGAAAGUGGUAUUGCCGCAACCUUGAAUGGUGUACACUCGAGCCCUCACGCCGUUUUUGGAGCUACUAACUCGACUCGUGAUUCCUUCCUCAAUUACUUCUUUGGCAAGGAUGGCACACAGUCUCCUAGUGCGAUUUCUCAGCCCCCGACCCAUAGCAAGCAACAUCACCAUCAAACGGACUCCAGCCACAUCCAAAACAUCCGACGUACCGAAAUACGCUCCCCAGUUAUGCCUCCAGAAGAUUUUGCACCUCUACCGGAAUACGGUGGUGAACCUCACUCGCUGGAGAAUUCCGAGCCGGCUCUUUCUGAUCGCGAACUCUUGGAGACUGAAUUGAUCCGCCGGCUGAUAUCUUCGUAUUUCAACAUCGUAAGAGAAACGAUUGCCGACCAGGUCCCAAAAGCUAUCAUGCAUCUUCUUGUCAAUCAUAGCAAGGAUGUAGUGCAAAACAGGCUAGUGAGUGAACUUUACAAGGAAGAUCUGUUUGGAGAAUUGCUUUACGAGGAUGACGGUAUCAAAGCGGAAAGGGAGAAGUGCGAAAAGCUUUUGGACACCUACAAGGAAGCAGCCAGAAUAGUGGGUGAAGUCUUGUAG
Molecule: messenger RNA, 2400 nt
Organism: Aspergillus melleus
Lineage: Eukaryota; Fungi; Ascomycota; Eurotiomycetes; Eurotiales; Aspergillaceae
Gene: DNM1
Product: dynamin-related GTPase DNM1
Exons: 3
Coding region: 1-2400 (799 amino acids)
Biological process (GO): peroxisome fission; mitochondrial fission
Cellular component (GO): mitochondrion; cytoplasm; peroxisome
Molecular function (GO): GTP binding; microtubule binding; GTPase activity
Source: RefSeq, a predicted model, not a curated record